UCCUGCCAAACCAAGAAACCGUAGACAUCUGCUGAAUCGACAGUGGCCUGCUGGGCGAGGGAAAACCGAAAAAGACGAUGAAAAGCUGAUGCCUUUUCUUUUUCCCAUUGAUUGAUACAAUUACAAUGGAUUCCAUCAUCUCGGGUUCAGGGGCUCAAGACGCUUGUACUGCUGCUUCUUCUUCAUUAUGUGGGUACGCUCUCCUGUUCAAUGGGUUGUCUCUCAUCCCAAUCUGGCACUAUUUGCUGGGGUUCUUGAUCGGUUCGGUCGUGUUCCUGUACAACUUCUUGGAGUUCCAUUUCCUCGAGGAUCUCCUCUCCGGGUUUCGAGGGUCUCCCGCCAAGUUCACUUACAAUUCCGGUUCCGAGAUUUACAGCGGCGUCGCUUCCAAGUGCCGCAUUAUUCAUGGGAGGUACUUGGCUACCCCAUGGCUGUCGAGCCCUCACAUUCAGACGACAUUCUUGAAUUUCUUUGGAAGGCCUCCAUCGUUCAGCUACAGAAGACAAAUCUUCCAUGCUUCUGAUGGUGGAACCAUUGCACUGGAUUGGCUAAUGAGCUCAGAUGUUUCUGGGGGCGCCUUCCACAUGGAAAGUUCCAUAUCAAGAGAUGACACCACUCCCAUUGUGGUAGUGGUUCCUGGGUUAACAAGCGAUUCUGCUUCGCCUUACUUGAAGCAUCUUGCUUUCAACACUGCGAAACGUGGGUGGAAUGUUGUUGUGAGCAAUCAUCGGGGGCUGGGUGGUGUUUCAGUUACAUCUGAUUGCUUUUACAAUGCGGGCUGGACAGAAGAUAUAAGGGUUGUCCUUCAUUAUCUCCAUAAAGAAUACCCUAAAGCUCCUCUAUUUGCUGUUGGGACUAGCAUUGGUGCCAAUAUUUUGGUAAAAUAUCUGGGAGAAGAUGGAGAGAACGUUCCUAUUGCUGGGGCUGUUGCAAUUUGCUCUCCUUGGGACCUUUUGAUUGGUGACAGAUUUAUAAACAGAAGGCUGGUGCAGAAAUUGUAUGACAGAGCUCUCACGAUCGGUCUCCAAGGUUAUGCGCAGCUGCAUCAACCUCGCUAUUCUCGCCUUGCCGAUUGGGAUGGCAUAAAGAAGUCGCGUUCAAUUCGGGAUUUUGACAACUACGCAACUUGCCUUGCUGGGAAAUUCGAGACUGUCGACACAUACUAUAGGAAAUGCAGCAGUUCUAAUUAUGUUGGGAAUGUUUCGGUCCCUUUGCUCUGUAUUAGCGCGUUAGAUGAUCCUGUCUGUACAAGGGAAGCCAUUCCUUGGGAUGAAUGCAGGGCGAAUAAGAACAUCGUCCUCGUCACCACGAGACACGGGGGUCACUUGGCGUUUUUCGAGGGGUUAACUGCAUCGAGUCUAUGGUGGGUGAGGGCUGCGAAUGAAUUUCUUCAUGUUCUUCAUUCUAGUCCUUAUAUGCAUGUGCAGAAGAAGAUCAAGACUACGGGGUUGCACUCGACGUUGGAUUCCUCAAUCGAUCAAGGCCCCUAUGUGAAUAUAGCUGAUGGAAUGGUAGCUGCAGCAGGAAACGAGCACACGAGAGAUGUCGUGGAAGAAGAUGAGAGCAGUGAACUUCCAAAAGAUAUCCACAGAAACAACAAUGAGAUAAUCCCAGAUGCAGGUAAUGAUGGAAUGCAGAUAACAGAAUCAAAGCCUGAUAUGUCCCGCAAGAAUGUUGACAAAGAGGUCGGGCUGACCUCUUCAGUAAUGAGAUGCUUAUCACAGAUCUCGAGAAGGACAAAAGUAUCGAUAUGGUUACUUGCUUAUAUUGCGGUUGUAACCAGUUGGCCUCUGGUGGGUUCAGCCAUCGGGAUGUUCUUGAAACGGAAGAUUCAGAAAGCCUCCCCUCGCCUCUCUGCUUAAAAGACAACCUCAAGCCCCCACCGGGUUAUCAUUGUCAUGGCUCACUAUAUGUCUUCACAAGCACCAUUAAGUCUAUCGAAAGAUAUUCCUCAGUAUAUUCAUGUCAGCUUGAUAACUGCACAUGACAGCGAAACCUUCAGUCUUCUGUAAGCCUGCUGAUAAUAUCAUCAACACGGCUCCAUCUAAAUUACUAGCUAUGACUAGUCUUACCCGUUCGAAUUCGAUGACGUACAGAAUGGUAUGUCGGUGAUGGCGUUCGUACGAAAGAAUGAUGCAUGUGUUUUUACCGUUUGUUUGAAUUGUGAGUUUAAGAAGGAUAGGAAGGGGUUGUUAUGGAGGGUUAUGAUAAUUUUGUAGUGUUUCACAAGAAAUGUCGGAUUCUAUGAACUCAGACAAUUAGUUCCAUUGGCAGUUGAACA
Punica granatum (pomegranate) is the source of this 2281-nucleotide messenger RNA. Lineage: Eukaryota; Viridiplantae; Streptophyta; Magnoliopsida; Myrtales; Lythraceae. The record is from RefSeq and is a predicted model, not a curated record.